Molecule: messenger RNA, 972 nt
Organism: Hypomesus transpacificus
Lineage: Eukaryota; Metazoa; Chordata; Actinopteri; Osmeriformes; Osmeridae
Product: 4-galactosyl-N-acetylglucosaminide 3-alpha-L-fucosyltransferase 9-like
Cellular component (GO): membrane
Molecular function (GO): alpha-(1->3)-fucosyltransferase activity
Source: RefSeq, a predicted model, not a curated record
AUUGAUAGUUGUGAGUUGACGGCCAACAGAUCUCUGUACAGCAGAGCAGAUGGGGUUAUUGUGUUUCACAGAGAUAUUAGUUGGGACUUGAAAAACCUUCCCCCGUCUCCACGUCCCCCCUUUCAGAAAUGGAUCUGGUUUCACGUUGAAUCACCAACAAAUACAUAUAGAAUUCCAGGCUUGGAAAACCUCUUCAACCUGACAUUGAGCUACAGACGAGAUGCUGACAUCACGGUGCGAAAUGAGUUGCUGCUUAAAAAAUCCAAGUCACAAAAUGAUUUUAAGCUGCCUGAGAAAAAUAAACUGGUUUGCUGGAUCGUGACUAACAAUGAUCCAAGAACCGGAACAGGUACAAGAGCAAGCUUUUACCAGGAGCUUGUUAAACAUAUAAAGGUAAAUGUUUAUGGUGCUGCCUUCACAGGGGUUCGUUUAGGGUAUGAAGACUAUUACUCGACCAUUGCUAGCUGUAAGUUUUAUCUGGCAUUUGAGAACUCACUUCACAAGGACUACAUCACAGAGAAGGUGAAUGGACCUCUGGUAGUAGGCACUGUACCAGUAGUACUAGGCCCACCCAGAAAGAACUACGAGGAGUUUGUUCCUGCUGAUUCAUUCAUACACGUUACUGACUUUCCUGAUGUGAAGGGUCUUGCUGACUUCCUAAUCCAGUUAGAUAAGAAUGAUGAGAUGUACAUGCGUUACUUCCAAUGGAGGAGGUACCUCAGUGCAAAAGCUCACCUCUUAACUCCUCAUGAUGAGUUCAUCCAACCCAUUUGUUUAGCCUGUGAUUACAUGCUAAGAGACAAACACUACAAUGUUGUUAAUGAUCUGUACCAGUGGUACUUUCAAUGAUUUAAUAAUGACUGUUUUACAUGUGACAAAUUCGUUUGGAAUAACAAUUUCACAAAAUAGCACUGUUUUGUUGUUCUACUACUGCAGUUUUAAAAUUGUUAAAAUGUUAUUAAAUUUACAUUA